This is a messenger RNA of Paramisgurnus dabryanus, 6404 nucleotides long. RefSeq names its product RUNX family transcription factor 2b (gene runx2b). Gene Ontology annotation, biological process: chondrocyte differentiation; regulation of cell differentiation; hemopoiesis. The record is from RefSeq and is a predicted model, not a curated record. Gene Ontology annotation, molecular function: DNA-binding transcription factor activity, RNA polymerase II-specific; ATP binding; RNA polymerase II cis-regulatory region sequence-specific DNA binding. Gene Ontology annotation, cellular component: nucleus. NCBI's taxonomy places the organism in Eukaryota, Metazoa, Chordata, Actinopteri, Cypriniformes, Cobitidae.
AAACAGAGGAAGGCGGCGGAGGAUGAAAAAAGGAGCCAAAAGCCACAGCAGCAAGUUGGCCCACACAUCUCUGUUACUCCCGUGAUGUCACAAGCAUGUGACCCCGCUUCUCCAGUGACAGUUUUCUGAGGGAAUGAGAAAAGAGAUUUUUAAAGGCUCUUGCCUCUUUUGGGUUUGUGUGAAGCCUUCGCUCACCUCACGAGCAACCACAGAACCGCAGAAGUUCGGCUCAGGAUUUUUGCAUGGGGUGUAAAUGGUUAAUUGUCGCCGGUCAACUUCAGGUUUAAGGACGGCACCAACCAAAGCAUCAAGGGUCGGCGAAACCGCAGAGAAACGAAAAUUUGUAUGCCAAGUGACCGACUGUGGCGACAUGGCAUCCAAUAGCCUCUUCAGUUCGGUGACCCCGUGUCAGCAGAGCUUCUUUUGGGAUCCCAGCGCCGGCCGGAGGUUUAGUCCACCGGUAUCGGUGAAGAUGAACGAUGCGAACUCGAAUCCAGCACAACAGCAGCAGCAGGACAGCGCGGUGGUGCCGAGACUCCGUGCGCAAGAGAACCGCUCCAUGGCCGAGAUCAUCGCCGACCACCCCGCCGAACUGGUGCGGACCGACAGCCCGAACUUUCUCUGCUCGGUUCUGCCUUCGCAUUGGAGGUGUAACAAAACCCUACCGGUUGCCUUUAAGGUGGUCGCUCUGGGUGAUGUUUCCGACGGGACGGUGGUCACAGUGAUGGCAGGGAAUGAUGAGAAUUAUUCGGCUGAGCUCAGGAAUGCCUCAGGUGUUAUGAAGAACCAGGUGGCCCGCUUCAAUGACCUACGAUUUGUUGGCCGGAGUGGAAGAGGGAAGAGCUUCACUUUGACGAUUACAGUAUUCACAAACCCACCACAAGUGGCCACUUACCACAGGGCCAUUAAGGUGACGGUGGACGGACCACGAGAGCCCAGGAGACACAGACCAAAACUGGAUGACUCGCCGAAAGCCGGACUGUUCUCGGACCGGCUGAGUGAACUGGAACGGAUACGACAGAGCACGAUGCGGGUUACUGUGCCAACGCAAACGGCACGGCCAUCGCUUAGCAGUCCGAAUUCCUUCACACCGCAAGGACAGACGCAGAUAACAGAUCCACGUCAGGCUCAGUCUUCACCACCAUGGUCAUACGACCAGACCUAUUCGUCGUACCUUAGUCCAAUGGCCUCUCCGUCCGUGCACUCCACCACCCCGCUCUCGUCCAGCCGAGCCACGGGUCUGCCCUCCAUCAGCGAUGUGCCCAGACGUCUCCCAGGUACGACGGAUUUGAGUCCUUUUCCUGGCCAAUUUGAACGUCAGUUUCCCGGAUUUUCCUCACUCACAGAAAGCCGAUUUUCCAGUCCGAGGAUGCACUACCCGGCCACAUUCACGUACACACCGACCCCCGUCACCAGCGGAAUGUCGCUCGGCAGCGCCCACUACCACACCUAUCUACCCCCACCGUACCCCGGCUCCAACCAGAGCCAAACUGGACCCUUUCAGAGCAGCAGCACACCGUAUCUCUACUACGGUGCCUCAUCCGGUUCCUACCAAUUCUCCAUGGUCCCGGGGGGAGAUCGCUCGCCAAGCCGGAUGAUGCCGCCGUGUACGAGUGCCUCCACGGGAACGAGCCUCGUCAACCCAAAUCUCCCCGUCCAGGCUGACGGAAGUGGGGGGGUGGAAGGAGACGGUAGUCAUAGUAACUCCCCCACUUUGCUUAAUCCUGCUGGUAGAAUGGACGAAGUUGUUUGGCGGCCAUAUUGACGGGACAGCGACAAGCCUUUAUUAAACAAGCGGCAUGGUUUUAAAGCACAACGUUACUAGGAUUUCCAUCCUGUCUUGCUGAGCGACUUUCUCUGCCUAUGUUUUCGUAUCAUUUUUUUAGAGUAUUUAUAAACCCGUUUAAUGGGGAGUAUUUUUACAUUGAACUGUUUUGGCUGUAUAACGUUACUCUGGACUUUCUGACCUCUGGGAAUUCCUGUUUUUGAUGGGGUUAUUUGGAAUUGAAGAAACAGAGACGGUUUAAGUAUUGCAUUAGCAUCGUUGUAUUAUUUAUAUGGCACGUCUUUAAUUAAAGCUGCAAUCUGUAAUUUUUACGGGUUAAAAAUCAACAAGAAUCGGUACAUAAACAGUCAGUCUCUCUUUACCUUGCAACGGUUCAAAACGUUAAGCUUAUAAUAAUUCAAAAGUCGGAUUGUGUGGGAAACGUCAACUUGUAACGUCAAAAGUAUCCUGCAGUUUUAUGUUUCGAACAGAGAUGGCGACAAAGAAAAAACGUUACAGAUUUCAGCUUUAACAAAUCAUUCAAAGCACUGAACAGCAAGCGGUUUUAAUUCAUCUGCAUAAGACAUUUAGUAAAAGCAGAUGGUGAUCAAAAUCGAUUUUUUUGUGCUUCCUUUAAAUUAAGCUUUUAAGUUAUGUGUUUGAUAAAAGGUAUAAAGUAACUUAUAAAGCCAUAGACGAAUUAAUGUAUUUGGAACAUAGAGGGGAUAUUUUUGUAAAGUGUCUAUGUUCAAGUUUAUGCAAGUAAUUUAACUUUCAGUGCCUUACCGAUUUUAGCAUAUUGGCAUUUAGGCUCUCUGUGUACACUAGAGGUCUUUCGGGUUCAAAAAAAUGUACCUGACCCGAAAUGAUCCAAAUUACUUUUUAUCCAUAAAUAAUGCAUAAAUAUUUAUUUCAAAAGAAAAACCCGACCCAAGACAAACCCGAGAACAUUACACCAGAGUCCGAACCGAACCAGUGGCAAUUUUUUUUAACCCGACUGGGCCCGAAUGUAAACGGCACCAACGUGUGUGCAGUCUGCAUCCCGCACACACCAGUCAGACAGAAAGAAACCCCAUUGGUCUCGCAUCCAAUUUGGCCCACUGCUCCAUUGGUUUUAAUCUGUUAUUUGACGAUGACACCAAGGUAAUGCAAAAAUUGCAAGGGGGGGGGGGGGUGUUGGAAAAGGACUUGAUGGACACACACGCAAAAUAGUUCGGGUCGUCUCGGGUCCGUUUGGCAAAAACAAAUUCAUUUUAAAUCAUUUUCAUUUUUACUUAGAUCUGAAAACCCGAGACAUGAUGCCGCUAUUCUUAUACCCGACCCGUGCCCGAGGCAAACAUUAAACUUUUAAACCCGAACCCGCUCGGGUUGGACCUCGGGUUUUUGGAUCUAAGUGGAUUUGGCCCCUGCUUCAUUUGUUAUCUGACGAUGACACCAAGGUAACCGCUUACAGUGUGUAUUCAAAAUUGAUUGACAGGUCUGUCUCAACGAAAAUUAACCUACCGACAGCCACACGAUGUUACAAGCGCUCUUGGCAAACAGAGGGGGGGUUGGAAAAGGACUUGAUGCACACAAGCAAAAUAGUUUGGGUCGUCUCCGGUACGUUUGGCAAAAACAAAUUCAUUUUAAAUAAUUUUCAUUUCUACUUAGAUCCGAAAACCCGAGACAUGAUAUCGCUAUUCUUAUAACCAACCCGUGCCCGAGGCAAACAUGAAACUUUUAAACCCGAACCCGCUCGGGUUGGACCUCGGGUUUUUGGAUCUAAGUGGAUUUGGCCCCUGCUCCAUUUGUUAUCUGACAAUGACACCAAGGUAACCGCUUACAGUGUGUAUUCAAAAUUGAUUGACAGGUCUGUCUCAACGAAAAUUACCCUUCUGACAGCCACACGAUGACACAAGCACUAUUGGCAAACAGGGGGGUUGGAAAAGGACUUGAUGCACACAAGCAAAAUAGUUUGGGUUGUCUCAGGUCGGUUUGGAAAAAAAUUCAUUUUAAAUCAUUUUCAUUUCACUUAGAUCCGAAAACCUGAGACAUGAUGCCGCUAUUCUUAUACCCGACACGUGUCCGAGGCACACAUGAAACUUUUAGACCUGAACCCGCUCGGGUCGGACCUCGGGUUUUUGGAUCUGAGUGGAUUUGGCCUCUGCUCCAUUUGUUAUCCGACGAUGACACCAAGGUAACCGCUUACAGUGUGUAUUCAAAAUUGAUUGACAGGUCUGUCUCAACGAAAAUUAACCUACCGACAGCCACGUAACAAGCGCUCUUGGCAAACAGAUGGGGGGUUGGAAAAGGACUUGAUGCACACAAGCAAAAUAGUUUGGGUCGUCUCGGGUCCAUUUGGCAAAAACAAAUUCAUUUUAAAUCAUUUUCAUUUCACUUAGAUCCGAAAACCCGAGACAUGAUGCCGCUAUUCUUAUACCCGACCCUUGCCCGAGGCAAACAUGAAACUUUUAAACCCGACCCCGCUCGGGUUGGACCUCGGGUUUUUGGAUCUAAGUGGAUUUGGCCCCUGCUUCAUUUGUUAUCUGACGAUGACACCAAGUUAACCACUUACAGUGUGUAUUCAAAAUUGAUUGACAGGUCUGUCUCGAUGAAAAUUAACCUACAGACAGCCACACGAUGUCACAAGCGCUCUUGGCAAACAGAUGGGGGGGUUGGAAAAGGACUUGAUGCACACACGCAAAAUAGUUUGGGUCGUCUCGGGUCCGAUUGGCAAAAACUAAUUCAUUUUAAAUAAUUUUCAUUUUUACUUAGAUCCGAAAACCCGAGACAUGAUGCCGCUAUUCUUAUACCCGACCUGGUCUGAGGAACACAUGAAACUUUUAGACCCGAACCCGCUCGGGUUGGACCUCGGGUUUUCAGAUCUAAGUGGAUUUGGCCCCUGCUCCAUUUGUUAUCUGACGAUGACACCAAGGUAACCGCUUACAGUGUGUAUUCAAAAUUGAUUGACAGGUCUGUCUCGAUGAAAAUUAACCUACCGCCAGCCACACAAUGUCACAAGCGCUCUUGGCAAACAGAUGAGGGGUUGGAAAAGGACUUGAUGCACACACGCAAAAUAGUUCGGGUCUUCUCGGGUCCGUUUGGCAAAAAACAAAUUAAUUUUAAAUAAUUUUCAUUUCACUUAGAUCCGAAACCUGAGACAUGAUGCCGCUAUUCUUAUACCUGACCCAUGUCCGAGGCACACAUGAAACUUUUAGACCCGAACCCGCUCGGGUCAGACCUCGGGUUUUCAGAUCUAAGUGGAUUUGGCUCUUGCUCCAUUUGUUAUCUGACGAUGACACCAAGGUAAACGCUUACAGUGUGUAUUCAAAAUUGAUUGACAGGUCUGUCUCAACGAAAAUUACCCUACCGACAGCCACACGAUGUCACAAGCGCUCUUGGCAAACAGAGGGGGGGUUGAAAAAGGACUUGAUGCACACAAGCAAAAUAGUUUGGGUCGUCUCGGGUCCGUUUGCAAAAUCAAAUUCAUGGGGGGGUAGGAAAGAACCCGCUUGGGUCGGACCUCAGGUUUCCGGUUGAAGUGGACAUGUGAAGACCUCUAGUGUACACUAUGUUGUAAAAAUGGGCUGUUCUUUAUAGCAGUCAAUGGUACCAAAUGCUCUUUUACUUUUAAAAGCUUUCUAUCAAAGAAAUUGUCACAAAUGCUCAAAAGUGUUUGCCGAUGUGCUAGAUCAAGUUUUCUUUAAGUAGCAUGCAUGUUCUGGGAUAAUCUAUUUAGCACUUAUAUUUCUUAACUAGAAUCAGCUGGGACAGGUUUCCGAUGUCUUUCCUGAUAACUGGAGAGGUUAAUAAUACCAAAGACUUACGUGGUACAUGGCACUAUAUUUACCCAAUGCAGCUGGAAUAAGCUCCGAUAAUUGUUUAUUUGGGAUAUAAUGUAGUCAUAUUACAAUUUUUCAAACAUGCAUUGGACCUGUUGGUAAUGUAAGCUUCCAGAUUGAUGACUUUUUUUCAAAAACCAUCCACUACAGAAUCAUUUACCCAUCUGCGAUUGUGUAACUUGGUUAUGUUCCUCUAGUGCCUUAUACACAAACUAUACAAACCUCACUGAACUGAAAGCUUUAAUUUAAACUCUGCUUAUAAAGCCUUUAUUUAAGCAAUCGAAUGAGAAGACCAAAGCUCUUAGCCAUUUUUAUUACCUGUUUGUUUACCUGUACAUUGGUCCAGUAUUGCAUCUCUUGUAGGGAUUGUCCGGUAGGGGUAAGGCGUCUCCGAGUGACCCCACCAAUGCCGGCCCUGUUUCACACGCUCAGGGUGUUACAAGUCUUACAAAUCUGAAUAGCUGUGAGUGUGUGCGAAUUGUUUACAACAUUCUGAGCGUAUGUUGUAUAUCACAGGAGGAAAAUACACACCCCUGUUUACGUAUUAUUAUGUUAUUUCUUUUGUAAAUGAGUAUUUAUCUGACAGGUUAACCGAGCGAAUUUGUCUCUGGUUCUUGCAUGCUUUGAUUUCUUUGCACAACUGUGUUUAAAUUAUCUGGCUUUUCCUCCCUGUCAAGCCUGUUCGCUUUUAUCCACGGAUGGAAUAAAGGUUUGAGGGAAAAUCGAUCAUGACAACAGUGAAAGAAAUUGGCUUUUUUGAUUGCUGUAUGUUGACAUAAUAGUUUUCUUUGUAAGGAAAAUAAAAGAUUUUGCAAUGA